AGAGUGGAAAGAGUGUUAUGUUGACAUUUUGCUCUACCUUUAGGCGAUUCUUUGCUUACAUAUAACCGAUCAGCUGCUGCUGGAUUACCACUAGCUUGCCAUAGUUACAUCGCACCGAGUGAAAGAAAUGUAAAUAAAAGCGUGUACGCAGGUUUAUACUAGCAUAAAUAAGUUUAAUCAUUUCGCUGACGGGAAUAGGAAGGAAUUGAUAGCUGCGCUGCUUAGGACCAGUGACUACUUCGGAAGAGAUAAAGAGUCGCUAAUUGACAACCCUCGGCAAUAAUCCGUAUGUUAUCAGCCCAUCAUCGGCGGCAUAUCAGUUUGCAUAGUACUUUUCGGACACCAACCUGAAUCUAUCAGAAGGGCACACGAAUACCGAUCGAUUCGAUUCGAUUCGUUGAUCGAAAUUGUGAAGCGGAAACAUCAAUUCCGAACCAACGAAGUGUGACAGCUAGCGGCAAAGUAGCAGUGGCUACUGCGAAAAAUAUCAAUCUUCGAUAAUUAAAAGUAAGCAGCACGAAACGAAGAAGCAAAAAUCGAAAUUGAAUGUGUUUAUGUGAGCAGAAUUUAAAGCAGUUUUUCUAUGAAUCGCCAAAGUGAAGUGAAGUGAUACACCUUCGCAGUUGAAUGGUAAAAGCAAUAUAAUUAAUUAAACUUUAGUUCGGAUCGAAGAGCUCCAUCCUUAUUCCGUAGUUGGUUGUCCCCUUCGAAGAAAAGUGAGGUUCGUAUUCGGUAGUCAGUGAGUGCUGUGAUAUUUUUCCCUCCCCCUGAGCGUUAUUAUAGUUAUUGGAUUCAGUUUUUUUAUACUGUGUGUCGGUAAAAAAAAAAAUAAGUUCCGGUAUUCCGGUGGAUGCACAGCAGUACAAGCGGUGUCGUCCAGCAGAUCGUCAUAUCGGCUCAGUGAGUUGGAAUGUCAUUGAAGAAAGAAACUUUAUCAGAUGUACAGCUGCACUUGGCUGCAUUACGCGGAGACGAAAUGCUUCUGAAACGUGUUCUGGAUAGCGGCAAGGUGCACGUGGAUUGCCGGGAUGAGGACUAUACUACGCCACUAAUUCUGGCUGCUGCGGGAGGACAUACUGCCUGUGUUAUAGAACUGCUGGAACAGGGUGCGGACCCGAAUGCGAGACGAGUGACCGGGACGACGGCACUAUUUUUUGCCGCCCAGGGCGGCUACGUGGACGUCGCUAGGAUACUGCUGAAAUCCGGUGCACCGGUAGACUGCUCCUCGGUGGAUGGUGGUACGCCACUGUUCGUCGCCUGUCAGGGCGGACACGAGAACAUGGUUAGCGAGUUGCUCAGCUACGGGGCCAACGUUCAUGCCUGCAUGAAGGACCGCGCUACCCCUCUUUUCAUAGCUGCCCAAAAUGGACACAACUCGGUUUUGAAGCUUCUUCUAGCUGCGUGUGCCCAUCCGGACACCCCGCGAAACGAUGGCGCAACACCGCUCUGGAUCGCCUCCCAGAUGGGACACGACCACAUCGUCAAGAUGCUGCUUCUGCACGGAGCCUACGUGGAUGCCGUACGCUGUGACGGCGCCACGGCUCUCUUCAAGGCUGCCCACAAGGGUCACAGUUCGGUGGUUCACGAACUGCUCAAAUACCGCCCAAAUCUGGGACUGAUACCGAACGGUGAAUCGGCCCUGCAUGCGGCCGCCCUGUUCGGCCAUCUGCCUGUGGUGAAACAGCUGAUUGGUGCCGGUGCUGACCUUUCGCUGAAGAAUCAGGAUGGUCUUACUCCGCUGCAGAUCUCCCGGCAGCAAAAGUAUCACGCCGUCUACCAGUAUCUGAAGGAUCGCGAGCACUAUCUGCGCCAUCAGAGUGCCUCGGUUGGCAGCGGUAAAAGUCUGGUAUCGGUGAACGCUCCGGGAUCGUCGGUCGUCACUACGGUAGCCAUCACCAGCUAGGUGAAGGAGCCGGUUGCCGACAGGGGUAACCAUCCGAGUUGAGGGCUCGUUGUUGUUUCCAUUCGCUUAUCUGUUUACGAUUGUUACUUACUGCUGUUGCCAUUCAGUCGGUACCGAUAUAUACCUGUGUAGUAUGUGUAUACUGUAGCCAGUCGUCAGCGGCUGAAAUGAAUUCGUUAAAAUGUUAAUAGCUUGUUCGAGUUAGGAUAGUUAGUCUUUCUUGAAUCUUUUCGCGUUAGUAUAGCGAGUAUGGUAGUAGAGAUAAUGCUAUACUCGGUGCAGGAGAUUAGAAUUAGAUUAACAAAUUAGUGGUAGUAAACGUUGAAGGUCUUCCCGAGUUUCGGUAGGCUGCGAUAAGAUGAAGUUAUUUUCCUUACUGCUCGAGGAAAAUGCGAGAUGAGUUUUUGGGAAUGACCAUUGAUUAAGCAGUUAUGUGCCUCUGUACUUGGGCAAAUGAAGUGUUUUGUCGUUAUUUUUACAAGUAUGUAUUUGAACGUCUUACACAAGCUGGAUGAGAAUUUUUCAAUACGACGCGUUAUCAUGUAUAAUUACAAAAAUGGAUGAAUAUUGUAGAAAUUUACGUUCACCUGAAACGUCACUUUUUGGGAAUUUGAAGAAGAAGUUUUAGCUACAAAACACGAAAACAUUGAAUACUUCUUAGCUGAUUUGUGAGAGACUUCAGCUAUACAACGCUGAAUUUUACCAGAUACAAGGUACAUAACCCUUAAAAUAUUCGAGAAUGGGAAUAAUUACGAUCUUAAUCAAAUGUUCUCACAUUUAAUUAUUGAUUUAGUUGAUGAAAAGUUCUAGAUAAGCAAGGAUGAAGCGAAAUAUGCUUGGGUUGAGGUUGGUAUGCACCCGGUUGGGUUCUUAAGUAUUCGAGAUAAUUUGACUUUAGCUGUUUUCAAAGUAGCUUUCAGCCCAUUUGGGGCUUCUAGGAAUGAUUGAUUCCAGGACGCAUGUAUCUUAUGUGUAAUACAUUCGCACUGGCACGUAAUAUUUAAUAUUUAACUAUUGUCAGCAACGUCUAACAAUGUAACAGUCGAAUGCACAAACGUGAGGCCAUAUUGAUCGUCACUUAGGUACUGCUUGCAAUGAGCCUAAAGAGGUUUCAUAAUCACCAGCUCGAAAAAGUGCGAGACAGCAAUCAAUGAAAAAAUUCUGAGGUAAUGUCCCGCUUAUAUUCCUUUCUACUGGUAAUAGAUGGCGCUGAUACGAAGCAAUUAACGGUGAACUGGAAUCGGAGAACAUUUCAGCGCUUAACUUAAUAAAAAUGGGGGUCCCUUUCUCCACUCCGGUACACAGGACCGUUGACUGUGAACGUUGACUGCAGUAGCUGGAUUGUGAUGGGGGAUCGAGGGCUUCCAUAACACAAGCGGCAGUGCAUCCCGGUAUACUUUCAGCACAGUGGCGUAACUAGGGAUGGUUUUUGGGGUCAUAAGCACCCCCCAAACCAAAAUUUGUUGGAUUGAAAAAAAAUUAAUUAUUGGUGACUAAUUUUAUUAAAUAUUACGCCAUCAUAAUUUUGUAAGUCUCACUACACUGAGAACCUAUUGUUUAAGCAUUAUGGGAACUUUUGGAAAAUUGUGGGUAUUGGAUCUUGUAACUGAUCUCUUUGUCGAGGUCCCAUAGUUUUAAAAUUACCAUCAGAUCUUUUUUGAAGGGAGGCUCCGAAAUAUUGAUUAAGGACAAUGCAGUUUGAUGACUAUAAAUUUAAACUUGCUUACCGAAAGAUUGCAUACAAUUCCAUAUUCUUUUAAUAUGCAUUUUUUUGAGAGUAGAGACAAAAACUCAGUGUGAUUAACAACGACUAUAAUAUUUUGGAAAAUAGAAGGAAAAUGAUGACAAAUGAUAUUUUCCGUUUGUCUUUAGCAGGAUCGGUUUUAUAGGUAUUUUUUAUCAAUUAUAUAAACAUAACAAAAAAUUCAAAAAAUGACAAGUUAAUGGCUACUAAUGGUAUAUAUUUGAGUGUUGAAUUAUAUGGUUUAAUAAAUUUUUGGAUGUUUAGUAUCUUUGAAGAAUUUUAUAAUGUAAAGCAGCAGCUCAUCUAAUAAAAUAAUUUUGGCUGUCAAUCCCCCGAGACGUAAUUAUAACAAAAAAUUUCAAACAAAUUUAGUCCGAGAUUUGAUGUCUUCGGCAAGUUUUUCGAAAAUACUAUUUCAAACAAUUUUAUUGAAUGGAGCGGGCACAGAGUAGUUGGCCAGUCGAUUGCAUUGUAUGCACCUUAUCUGGGUUCGAUUCCCAACCCCGUACGUCAGGUUAGAAAUUUUUCUAACCUGAAAAAGAGCCGAAAAACCCUAAGGUUUAUGCCUCUAUAAUCAAAAUAAAAAAAACUUUGUUGAAGACAUUACUAAUUUUGAUGAAGACAUGAAUACUCCGUGUAUUCAGAAUAUCGAAAUAUAUUAGACUAUAUCGUCGCUGUUGUGCUAUCUUAUUACAAACGCCAUUUUGGGAUAAACGGAGUUAGAUGCACUACCUUACUACUCUGGAAAAUCUCUAAAAAAUGGCGUUUUCAGAAUUUUGACAUUCUGCUUGGUUACUGAGUAUAUCGGUAAACGUGUUGCAAAAUUGUGAGAUUUUUGUUUCAAAUGACUGUGUCUUGGGAUUGGCUCAAGUUAUAUUGAUGUUUUGGUUGUUUUUCUGUGUAAAAAUAUCUGAGAAACACAAUAGCAUAAACAUUAUCAAAAUAAAAAUAAACGAAUUGUGAGAAAAAUAUAGUUUUAGUUUUUAACUGGGAAUAUUUGGCAACACUGUAACCAAAAAUUAGUAUUUUUCAAGAUUCUCCGACUAAUUCCCUUCUAAAUGCAUCUAACCGAUUGUUUAUGGUCCAAAUAAUACCAAAUAUAUGAGAAAAAAAAUCAAUAAUUGAUGCUGUAUUUGCAUAGAAAUUUUUUAUGCACGAUUAUGAUACGUCAUACAUAUUUUGUAAUCAAUACACACUUAUGACACGUGUGAGUGCAUUACAUUUUUGGCAAACACUUUAAUAUAUGCAACCGAUCUUCGUUAUAGUUGGGAGAUUAAUACACAAAAGAUAGAAGCGAUAUACUGCAUUCGUGUAGCCUUCAUAUUUUCUACAAAGUUGUUUAAAAUAAUAUUAUCAACAACUUUGCUGAAGACACUAAAUCUCUUUUUAUUUUUGAAGUGUUAUUUCUUCAUAAUUACUUCUAGAAGAUUUAAUCACCAAUAUUGUUACAUUAAAAGAUGUGCUUUUUUAUGUUGGACAGCUUCUUCGAGGUUGUUAAAGCUCCAAAGUUGAUUCUUUCGAAAUUAUGUGAUCUGGACCGUUAGAAAAGCUUUCGAACAUUUAUUUCAUCUUAAAAGUGCACUUUGCAUUUUCAUACUUUGACUUAAUUGACAUAUUAUAAAAGAAACUAUAAAUGACAGACUAAUUUUGUUUCUGAACUUUCAAUUAUUUAUCAAACUUACAUGAAAUUUAAGCAUUUUUGAAAAAUCAGUAAUCUUUAUCAAUACCCCCCCCGCCCCCCUCAAAACCAAAUUUCUGACCAUGCCACUGGAUUAGCAAAAUCUAUCCUGCUUUGUCUGGUCGAAAUUAAAUUCACGAACGAGUUCAACUCGGGACGAAACAAAAUUGAGUUUCAUGAGAUCGGUAUCGUUUUGACCAACAGAAUUGCUUUGGGUAUGUCACUUAUUGUGAGGCAUUUUUGGAUCAUAACAACGAUCAUAUCCACUGUAUGGUUCGGGCCGAGGCGGCUCAGAUAGACCCAGAAUUGAUCCCGUCCCACAGUGUCGCCUAGCCUGUCCGGCUUCUCAAAAUCUCAAACCUCAAAAUUUUUUCUUAGAUUUUUCGUGAUUUAACAUUUUUCUCUGUUUCUUAAUAGGUUGAAUAGAGUCUUCUCAAAAUAUUAAGUCCCUAAGACGAGAGUUCAAUUUUUUACAGAACUUCAAAGGUGAAAUAGAUGAUGAAUUCUGAGGAAAACUUUUUUCAAACCUAAGUUAUUCAAAUUAAUAUAUCUUUUUAGUUAAGAUUCCGAUUGGGGUCAAACUGAUUUUAUUUGAAAGGUUAUUCGCUGGACUUAUAGCUGCCAUUCGAUUUAGUCGAUACAAGCCUUUCUUCUCGCUCAGACAUAAAAAACAAAUAAUAAAUCGAGCAAUAGUUUAAAGUUUUAAUAUUCAAAGUGGCUGUACUUUUUUUGAAACGGUUCGGAAGGAUCGCUUGUUGUUCAUUAUACUUGAAAAUUAGUGUACUUUCCGAAAAUGAAUAUCUUGUUUUGCCCCUUUCUGCCCCGAGGUAUGAAAAAAGGUGAUUUUUCAUGAUACGUCUGAAGGAGACGCAUGGUAGCCUUUGACUACCCAGGGUUCGCAAUAUAAUUUAUAGAUGUUUAGAUCAUUAUCAACAAUUGAAAGAAUGUGUAUUCUGCCAAAAAAUUCACCGCACCUAAUUUUUGAAAAUGAGUUUUUGGAAAUAGUGCACUUUAUAUUCGUAAAUGUUGAAUUUUCGAACCACCCCAAGUGCCAAAAUUUUGAGGAUUUAAAAAACAAAAAAUAAACAUCAUAUAUGAAUCCAGCGUCACUAAAUUACCCUAAUGUGAAGUUUUCAUCAAAUUCGGGCCUUUUUUGAGGUUUUGUCCGACUUUUGUAUGGAAGGUGAUCACUGUGCGUCCAUCAGCAACUAUUCUGAUUUUCCGCUAGAUGGCUCCAGUACCACAGACAGCGACUGCAGUGGCGCGAAUUUUUGCAUUUUAUUCUAACGACUUCGUUUUGGAAUGGGAAGAUCCCCUAAAUGUCGCUUGAUAAACAGCCCCCCUUCCGCUACAGAACCAGAAUUAUCCGGAGAGUGAGUCUCAAUGCGGUUCGAGAGAUUUGAGACGACUGCGUUUAAAUUGGCUACAGCCAAAAAUGUGUCUCCGAUGGGAGCAGCGGAAUUGGAUUGCUGUACCCACUUAUUGAAAAAAGCAUAAUCAUCACACGGCCUGCACAAAUUAUUGUUGAAACAGGACAACAGAUCAAGUGCGCUUCGCUGCAUACCAGAUAUACAAAGUACGGUGGAAAACCGAUCCGCAACGGUAUUGGCAUGCAAUUCUCUCAAUUCCAUUAACGGAAGAGUCGCAUGGCAACUAGAACUCAUAGUUACUUUCUACCUGUCCUAGGUCAGGCUCUUUGAUUUCGUAUCCCUGUGCGCCAAGUGAUCUUCCUUACGUACCGAAAUCUGUAGAAACAUUUUCGAUACAUCUGAAGUAGAGCUUCGAUUUCUCGACGGUUUUCAGCUUCCCGGGAUUCGGGAAAUAAAUAGUAAUUUUCCCGGGAAAUCCUGAGAUCCCGUGAAUACUGAAGAAAAAAAAUGUGAAUGAUUUUCUUGAAAACAAAAGAAUAAAUUGAAAAGUAUUCAAACUCAUUUGGUUUCAUGUUUUCUGUCCUAAAAACAGUUGUCAGAAGAUGUCGAUUUCAUUCAAUCAUUUGAACUCGUCACUCAGUUUACAGUUUAUAAUUCUUUUGAUGAUUUUUCUUGGUUAUUACGAUUACGAUUGGGACAAUAUACUAAACGCAGCUGCUGAAGUUACUGUUCAAAAUAGGAAUUCGUAUCAGAACAUUUCGAUGAAAUAUGAUCAAUUUAAUGCAAAGCACCUUCUUUGGUAAUCUACAAUGAAAAGAUUGGGCUGUUUCAGGGUACUGUGCAGAUAGUUCCGCUCAAAUGAGAAAAUGUAAUACAUGGAAUGCAUUUCCGUCACAGUAGGAUCAGCAUCAUUCCGAAUUAAGUAUUAAUCAAAAUCCAGCAGAUAAUAAAAGAAGUUUGCAGCACUGCGCUCAAGGCUUGAGAUAAUUACGCACCCAACUAGAGACUGGGUGAUCGCAGGUUCGAUUCCUGCUUGAGGACAUAUCUUUUCUCAGUGUUUCUAAUAAAGGUGAGUUUUCACCGUUUCUUCAUUCUCACUGUUCCGGUCAUUAUUUCUCUGUCUGUUUUCUAGUGGACACGUGCUUAUAAUCGUUAUACAGUUGAUGAUCCGUUGCGAGUCGUUUUUCCAACAAAAGCAAUCUACGGUAGGCGAUGUGGCUAGAAUCGCCCAGUUCUGCGUCUUUAUUUUUAAACGUAAGCGCUACAACAUAUCGACCCGAAGAGUCCCGGCUAUAAGUCGAUACAAAAUGAUCUUCGGCUGCUUGUUCUUGAGUGGACCAACUUUUUUUCGGAACCGUAACUUUCAAUACACCCAAACUUGAAAAUUUUUGUCGAGUUGUUCGUUUGUCACUGAAAGUAUCUGUAAGACCGGAUAAGUACCAUUUUCCGAUACAUGACCUCCUGCGGCCCAACCAAAAACUGUGUGUCGGAAGCUAGGAAGCAAUUCCGAAAGUUUCUAUUGAAGUGGGAAUCCGCAAGAUCCAUCCACACUGAAAUAUUCCAAUAUUCCAGGAUUGCAAGGAUAACUAAGCAAAUGACUCAAAAUACGACGACUUAGAAUGAACAUGAGCUACAAUUGCUUUGGGUUUCCUUUUCCCUGCACCUCCAAAUCCAACAAAUGACAUGUGCGAGGGUAAGGCCUUUAGACGCGACCUUUUUGCGCAAGCAGUCGUCAUGAAGGUCGACAAGCACAUGAAUCGAGAACAGCACGGCAUUCAUGGAAUUCACCACUGGCACUACGAAUGCACAUAGUAGCAGUAUGCAACAAGGCUUGCUCGGUGGAUGCAAUCAAUUGUACCUUUUUUGACGGUGAACUUUUGUAAGUUUGGCUCGGAAAACGAAAUGCCACUGGUCCGGGUGUAUCCAUCGAGGCUAGAGUCGUUUUUUCACAUGACGUGACUGACUAUAGCAUAGUACACAGCUGCACACGAUUCGAUUAGGUGCUUGGGCCACCACUUGAACUGGGGUUGUUUUUCGCUUCACUAGGAAUGUUUGCCUUUGGGUCGAAUUGGAGUAAAGUGUUGUGACGGUGAUUACAUUCCUUACACGAGCUACUUUUACAAUCUACGACCACAUUACGAUUGCUAAAAUAAUUACACGCAGCUUUAGCUCUUUCACUCGUUGAAACCGCAGUGCUGGCGUCUUUGACAGAAAGCUGCGGACUCGAUGAUGUAAUGGACACCCGCGCAAUCGAAAUAUACAAAUCUUUUCUUGCUAUCAGCGUCACGAGAAAAACUCACUAAAACUUUCGGGGUAAUUUCAACGAAGACAACGCACGAAGAUUUUUCUGCACUACAUUCACCAAUUCACGGACAUUGAUUCGCUGAAAAGACACGAUCGCAAAUAAUGUAAACGUUGUUGAUCGUUUAAAGAGUCAUUUCGGCGAACAAGAAGAUUUAACUCACUGCGAAAAUGGCCGCUAAAUUUCGGAGUGAAAUAUCUGGAAGCUUUAUGUAUGAAUCCGUUCAGGCCUUUUGGGCAAAUCUUGUGUCGAGGGUGGCCUUGGGUUCCUGCGGAUGUGAUUGGAGCUUCAAUUUCUUCCCGAUCUGGUAACGGAUUUCACUCAAAAGAUCAUAAAACUCCAAACACUUUCCAUCUUAAGCGACGACACUUCAUCGUCUUUGAUCAAUCCGAAGAGCUUGCUUUCCAUUUCAAAAAAGGUCAUACGCAUUUCUUCUAACGCUUGUCCCCGAGUUUCGAGAAUCAAAAAAUCGCCAUCAUCUUUAAACGUGGUUAUAAAGAUCAAAAGUUUCGCAGCACGCUGUUGGACUGCACUCAACGUUCUUUGUAAAAACAAAAUGGCGGCCAUCUCAAAUCACUUCCUUUUUUCUCAAAGCGUAAAAAUAAUGACUGAAGAUGCUUUCGUCGGCAAUUACUAUCACUCAAGAUACACGAUUUUGGUCAACUGUCAAGAGCCGAAAUUACGAUAAUCUAAUAUGAUUUUUUUGGGAUUAUUUCUCCAGAAAAUAAAAGAAGUGCUUUUCCUGCUCCAUCGAACGGAGUACCUUCUUGGAACUGUAACAAGGUGAUCAUGAUCUUUGAUAGGUAAAUAUAAAACCAUCAGUUUUGUAGGGAGAAUAAUUACAGCACAGCCUCUUUUUUGGUCACCCUCACCACUACUGUCAUAAUAAUUAGCAUAUAAGUGAUGCAUAGCUGCCAUCAUCCGACGAACGUUACGGUGAUAUGCGCACUACAAUGGUUAGCGCGAGCUGUCAGAUAAAUUUGUGUAUUUAAAGAACAUUCAUUACAUUUACAUGCAGUAUUAUCAUUUCUUCGCGAAACGACUAUUGUUUGAAUGUUUAGUUACAUAGAAUACAGUUGUCGCCGAAAAAGAAUUCUUGGUUCCGUGUAUUACGCGUAGGUUGAAUAUAACAUACAACGUGGGGUCUAGCCACCAGAUGAAUCAUUGUUUCUUUCGUUAACCCGUCGCCGAACAGGUGCCAAUAACCGAGUUUUUCUGCUUUCAUUAAGUUUUUCGUUUGCGUUUCUAACGUUCAAAAAGCCCUUAUUGGAGAGCAGUACAACGUUUUGAGUACAUAUGGAUCACUAAAAUCUGAAACGUUGCUUCGUAAGAAACCUAGAGUCGCAAAAGCUUUGGUAGCUAUUGUGGAAAUAUGGUCGCUGAAUUUCAGUUUGCAGUCAAAUAAAACGCCUAGUUCUUUAAUUGAGAACACCCUUUCUAGGCUACAUCCAUCUACUUUAUAGUCGAACCGAAAAAUUAAGUGGCAUCGACUAAAGCUAAUCACUUUGCACUUGUUUAUGUUUAAGUCCCUUCCGUUGAGUUUAUACCAAUCUUAUACUAAGUCGAUGUCAGCUUGAAGAACUACAUAGUCUAGAGGAGAUUUUAUUUUUUAGGAAAAUCUUCAUGCGUCCGUUUAUGUUUUGAAGGUCGCAGUUUUGGUGCAUACCACCAGCCAGCAUGGACUCGCACAUAGUUAUUUCCUGUUCUGACGAGGCGUUCAUUGGGAUAAGACUGAUAAGGUACAGUGUCCAACGAAGAUGAUGCAGGUUAUAGUCGCCCAAAACAAUGACGGUGUCAAUAUCAUUGGCCAUGUCCAAUAUUUUCUGAACGGCAUCAGAAUGAGCAGCGUACAAUGCAGGAUCACUAUUCGGUCUCAGAUAGACGCAGCAAAUAAAUAUCGAUUGCGAAGCUAGAAUCACUUGAACAACGAUUUGUUCGAGGUGCUCAUAGCUGGGUAGUGUUGACAGAAGACUGGUUUUAAUUCCAAUCAGUACACCUCCACCACGUUGAAGCUGACUGGAGUUCUGGUUUCGGUCGCAGCGAUAUAUUGUGUAGUCCGAUGAGAGCUCUACAUUACACACAUCGCCUCGCAACCAGGUCUCGGUGAGAGCAAUGAUAUCGUAAUCGUUUGAGGAUGUUGCCAGGUUAAAUUUAUUCGUCUUCGUCCGCAUCCCUCUUACCUUUUGAUAGUACACUGAAAGUACUUUUUUUUGCAUAGACGAUGUCGAUGGGCGGUGUGACAAAGUGCAGGCAGUACUGUUGGUUGUAGGACCGACGGCCGAAUGAGUUCUGUCCAAUCUUUCAGGCGGCAGGCUGGAACGUGCAAAAGCCGACGAAGUGCAUGCUGCUGAGAAGCUCACUUGGGAGUUGGACAUCUCAGCUACCAGAUCACCAGUAGAAACCACGGUUACGGGACGAAUUAGCGGAGACGGAAUGGUUGGUUCGACUGUGGCGAUGCAGUAGGCAUCCGAGUAGCGUUGUGCAGAGCUUUUCUGAUGUGUGUUCCAGUUGUGUGCCCGUCCAAAGCAGUGUAGUUAACAUUGCCGCUGUGUAUGGCGUGAGCGAUCUCUCUGAAAGCACGAUGAUUUUCAGGCAGAGAAUAGUUAGAAAAUUCCUUCGGGCCAUGUCUCACAGCAAAGAGUUGUGCUUUUUAGAUCCAUACUUAAUCCCACUUUGAAGGAUACAAAAUUGAGCGAAGAAACAUCGACGUUUUUUUGGCAUGAGUUUCACUAUCUUAGUCGAAGUAUCUGCUCCCAGACACUCACGAGCCAAAGCCUCGACUUGUUCGAUAGAAGUUGUUGGAUCGAAGGCAGACAUAUACAGCCAAAACAGAUUAUCGUAGUUACGAGCCGUAAUAAACGGCGCGGAGCCAGUUAUAAGUUUGGUACCCUGGUUGCAUGGCGUGCCUAUCGAAUUUCCGUCUUCGCCACGGCAUCGUUUUGGAGUGUUUGAUUUAGCUCGAUCUUGAUUGAUUGGUGGCCAAAUUUUGCGAGGAGUUGCUAUGGAUGUUGAAAUCGGUUAGGCUUUCACCUUGGUUGUAAGUUUGGCGAUCGCGGAGCUCAACUUUGAAGUAUCCUCUUUUAUAGCGAAUAUUGCAUCGGGAACAGCCACUGCUUCCUGGUUUGAGCAUCUGGUAAUGUUGCGAAAAGAGUUCCGCACACUAAUCGCACAUCCAGAAGACGUUUUUCGUGUUUUGGUAAAGCUGCUCCAGUAGAGGAGAAUCGACUCCCACACAAACCGUAUGAAAAAUGCACCACAGUAGCUCCGGCAGAAAAUGCGAUCCGAAUCCGAAACCACUUUAAGGCACUUCUUACAAACCAUAGCACAGCGGGAUAGUAAGCAAAUGGUAUAUCACAGACGGAAUAGCGCUGACAGCAACACAGCGGAAAAUAUAAUUUGUACGGUCGCUCGUAAAGUGCAAAUAGCGUAUGUUAAUAAUCUUUCGUCGUUACACUAACUGGCAGCAGAAAGCACAUCAGUCGAAUGAAGAAAUUAACUGCACAAAUUGUCUGUACUCCAGAGUCCUUCGUGAUGCAGUUAUGUUCCGAUGACAAAAAUUCACAAUACACACUCGAAGAAUCAGCCAAGCGCUAGAAAUACAACAACUAUACCUCCAACGGUGCGUUUAGUCGUUCCGUAAUCAUCGUGAAGACAUCCCCAUGGCUUACCGUGUGAGUUGAAGUCUUCUUAAACCAGCUGAUGUGCUAUGUAUAGGAAAAACAAUGUCAACAAGUCUGCCUUUUAUUCGGACUUGACAAGCGACGACUUCAAUAUCUGGUACCGAGGAUUAACUAUUGAAAUAAUAGCACAUGUUGAUCGACAAAAACGCUCCUCCAUAGUGUUUUCUUAACCCUGGCGAAAAUUGUGGGACUGAAAUAUAGGGACACUUGGGGUUCAUGAUGUACUAUGUGGAAAUUCCUGCUAGUUUCUAAGAUUUCUGAGAUGGGGAGUAACUUACUUAUGUGUAAUAGCACCGAUCAAGGGACACUCUAGGGCCUUUACGAGGAAGCUAAGGGGAGGAAAUGAUUGUCCUCUUUCGAAAAUGUAUAGGCACAUUAAAAGAUGUUCCCUCAAUGGGAUAGUCAGACUCUUGCUGUUUAGUGAAUAAGGGAGCGUAGAAAUUAGUCGGGCCGGGAACGUAGCCCCUUCUUCUCGGAGAGUUCCUUAAAUGAAUGGUUCAGUUUUUUCCAGCAUAAUUUGCACGCGAAAUAUAUUUUUCACACCUUAUUUCUACAAUGGGUAGCUGUAUGGCUCAAUUGUGUGCAAUGACGGCAUGUUCCGCUGCAUAAACAGGCAAUUAGAUAGACAAUCCUCGUUUAAAAGAACAAAGUUUGGAAGAGCAGAUCCGGUGAAAUGCUCGAAAUGAGACCGAUUGAAAAUAAGUUGUUUUCUUAUAAUGCUCGAUUUUUGCUGAGCGCAAUUGCCCGAAAAACGAAAUUUUCACUGACUGAAGCAAAUGGUUUUGGAAGGAGCCAACCCCCAUAUUUUGCAAUUGAGGCCCCCGUCGGAGACUACACCAUCAAUCUGUACUUCCCAGGCGGGUACGUAGACAAGACUUCUUCGUAAACUGCCAAGUGUUGUUUAGUUAGAAUCCGCAUAUAUCGAUGAUGUUAAAGGGCUUAUAUUUGAUCCAGGAGAAGACCAUCCAGGGGAUGGUUGUAUUAGAUGGAUAUAAUUUGUAUCAAAAAAGAGGCUUAUCGGCACUAUUUUUGCCAUCGGAGAAUUAUCGAAAUCGACUUCCAUUGAAUCUGAGAGGAUGUCGGUCGUUGGAGAUACCUUUCCGUUAGCUAACACUAUCAUGCGGUUUUCUGUACUCGCGAAAGGUUUUAUCGGUGGAACGGUAAAUUAAUGUAACGAAACUUAAAAGAAUGAAAUAAUUCGUACUUAGCUGUGGAACAUUUGAAAUAUCAGUAGCCAACAAACUCAUUUUCGUUGAGCCGUCGGUCAUACAUCCCGUUAGCGUAGGGUGUUUCCAAAUAGCAGCCAUAAUGUCCGGGAAUUUUCUUUUUCACUUAAACACGCAAGGUCUGAACUUUCGUCACCUCGGGUAGAAAUCAGAUGCUCACGAACGGUUUUCAUUGGGGUUUACUGAAGUACAAUGUAAGACGAUAUCUCUAAAAAUAGUCCCGUUUUUUACCUAACUCAGAUUUUACACGAAUUAACUAUUUCGGGGGAAAAAAUUGCGCGAAAAAGUUUUGCGUUUAUGCUCAAGCGAUGCCUACUUCGAUUCAGCAGCCUCCAGUGCCGGGAUGUCUGGAACUCCGGCCACCUCUGUAUAUUUACAAAUUGGCAUAACUUUGACAUUACAUGAGAUAUCUUAAUACUAUUGUGGUGAAAUUCGACAUUUUUGAUGGUUUAAACACCUUUUCUCGCAAUUAUGAUAUUUAAAAUGUUUUGUUUGUUUGUAUCGAUUAGUAAAUUAUGUACAAUUUAAAACGCGCGUAUAAAUGAAAAGAGGUAUUUAUAUGCUAAUUUACUAGUUUCCCUGGCAUUUUAUCAAUCAUUAUUUGUUCGUAAAUUAGUUAUUUGAAAGGCGUUUCGAGUUUCGCUCUUUAAAAUCCGACACUAACUUCGUGACAGGACUAAACUAGCGUCCGAUUGACGCCAACUCCAAAACCGAAAACAGUUUUGGUGUUUCUGAGCAAACCUCUAGACCUGCGUGAUGCCCACUAAGUUAGUGUCGGAUUCUGAUGAGAGGAACACGAAACGUUUUUUCCAAUAACUGGUUUAGUUAUAGAUUCUGUGUCCUUUACGCGUUUAGAACAAUUUUCUCCUUAGUGGAGGAAAAAAACUAGUUUUUACCUAAGUUUUCUCCACUAAAGAGAUAAUUGUUCGUAUUUUAUGUUUACCACAAGCUUUGACAAACAUUCUUGAUAAUCCGCCUUUUUUGAAAUCUGUCCAAAAUUUAUAGAUGAAUCUCACAUAAAACCGAACCGUUAAGAAUGUAAGUAAUAGAUUAGAGAUAAAAUUUUAAAAAAGCCGAACCCAAAAAUUUUAGAUUUGAAGAACCUGAACCCGACCGAAAACCGGAACUAAAGGCUCCUAAAACCCGUUAGUGACUAAAGGAUGUGAUAUAUUAUGCAGUCUGGUGUCGCCAGUGACUUUUUUAGCAUUCAAAUUUAUCAAUUUGAAAUUUAAUUGCAUUAUCAAUCAUAAAUAGAAUGAUAAUUACCAUGGAUUUUACUACUACUACUACUACUACUACUACUAUGUCAUUCAUCACCCUGGUGUAUACCAACCUAUGUCUCGAAAUAUUUAUUUCGAUUUAUCGAUGCUGCUUUAGGCCACAAGCACAUACAAGCAUAAGCAAUUAUAACAAAAUUAGCUUUAAACAUGCACAUUAACAAUGAUAAACUAUCGGGACUCAAAUACACUGUAAACAUAAUUAUUAUAUACGUAAACUUUCAUGGUCAUUUCGACGCCAACUUAUUUCUAACUCGGUGCGCUUUGCACAAAAAGUUUUUAAUCAAUAUCGAUUAUUCUUAAAAGGUAGAACUAAAGCUCUUUUUAUCUUCCUCUUCAUACAUUUCGUAACUAAGAAAUUUUACCUUUUUUUAUCGAAAUAAAAGAAAUUGAAACUAAUUUUAUACGAAUCACAAGCGUUACUACAUUUAUAGAUACAUAUGUGUAAAUGGUUUUCCACUGUUAUUACUAGCGAAGUAUUAUGGCAGCACGCCAAUCCACUGAAUCGUACUAAGUCCAAAACAAUAAAAGCAGAUAUUAAACAAGUUAAAGAUAGCCGCUAGAAGGCAAAUAUAAAACAGUUAAAUACAAAUUAAGCUCAUUGUUAUAAACUCUCACGCAAUAAAGCGCUCACGCCAAUGCUACAAUACAAUAGUUAAAGCAAUACACAUUCAUACCUACUAUAACGAUAAUAAACAAAAUACACAAUCGAUGCAAUAAAAAUAAAAAUAAACCGAAACAAA
This is a messenger RNA of Topomyia yanbarensis, 15923 nucleotides long. Its product is annotated as ankyrin repeat domain-containing protein 29. The record is from RefSeq and is a predicted model, not a curated record. The transcript is spliced from 8 exons. Gene Ontology annotation, molecular function: protein binding. NCBI's taxonomy places the organism in Eukaryota, Metazoa, Arthropoda, Insecta, Diptera, Culicidae. The coding region runs from base 911 to 1903 and encodes 330 amino acids.